AAGCGAACAGCACCACCGUCCGCACAAUAUCAUAUAUACUACUACCCAUCCACCCAUCCACUUAGUACUGCUACACGUGUCCGUCUGGCUGUCCGUCUGCCUCUCCAUCUUCUACGCAUGCUCAUCUCCGGCCGUCCAGCUCCCCAGCCAGUCAAGUCAGCAUCACGUCAUUUCAGCUUCUCCUCCAUGAGCCUCCUCUUGCGCCUCUCGUGGAACUGAUUGUAGUCCACAACUAGAUGCACGCCAGCAGUCAGCAGCCACAGCCCGACUAGCAGUCCUCCCCAGAAGCGCCACCCAUGGCCCAUGAAGCGCCAUUCCUCAGCCUCCUUUGAUGCAGCCCUUGCAGCAGCCGGCUUCUCUUCUGCAUCUCCCGUUGCGGCGGUCUCUGCCAAGGACAGCAGUAUCGGCGCAACAAACACCAAUCCAACGAUGAGCCAGAUCUUCAUUCGAAAGCUGGGAGGGCAG
Messenger RNA from Vitrella brassicaformis, 465 nucleotides. Lineage: Eukaryota; Vitrellaceae. The record is from the annotation of a GenBank genome assembly.